AUGAGCACCGACUCUAUCUGCAGGCCAGAGCUGGACUCGGAGAACCCUGGCGAGCUGGCUGACCUGGUGGCAGCCAUGAACGUGACCGCCAACCGCAUGACGCCUCCUAAUGGCUACAGGUCAGGUCCCCCGAGGACCAACAGCUCUCACAGAGGUCGAACCUCAGACAGGAAGAUGUCACUGCAGGAGAAGGGGAGCCGCAUAGCCCGACAGCGCACCAUCGAGACCAAACGUGUGUCCAUCACAGAUGCUGAUGAUUGUGUCCAGCUCAACCAGUAUAAGUUGAACCAAGAAAUUGGAAAGGGUUCAUACGGAGUGGUGAAAUUAGCUUAUAAUGAAGAUUCUGAACAGUACUAUGCGAUGAAAGUCGUUUCAAAGAAGAGGCUGAUGAGGCUGUGUGGAUUUUUGCGCCGCCUGCCUCCUCAAGGAUCAAACUCGCAGCAGGAUCCAUUCCCUAAAGCCUCGUUGCCUCUGGAGAAAGUGUACAAGGAGAUCGCCAUCCUGAAGAAGCUGGACCAUCAUAAUGUCGUUAAACUAGUGGAGGUGCUUGAUGAUCCUGAUGAAGAUGGACUUCAUAUGGCUUUCGAAUUGAUGACAAAAGGUCCAGUGAUGGAGGUUCCUACAGAUGACCCUUUCACAGAGGACCAGGCUCGCUUUUAUUUCAGAGACAUCGUCCUGGGGAUAGAGUACUUGCACUACCACAAGAUCAUCCACAGGGACAUUAAACCCUCCAACCUGCUGCUGGGAGACGACGGUCACGUCAAGAUCGCAGACUUUGGUGUGAGCAACGAGUUUGAGGGGACGGACGCCCUCCUGUCAAGCACUGCGGGGACACCGGCCUUCAUGGCCCCUGAGAUGAUGACCGAACAUGAGCAGUGCUUCAGUGGAAAGGCGUUAGACGUGUGGGCGAUGGGAGUCACACUAUACUGUUUUGUCUAUGGGAAGUGUCCUUUUUAUGACGAAUACAUCGUCUCUCUGCACAACAAGAUCAAGAACAAACCUGUGGAGUUUCCAGAGACGCCGCUGAUAAGUAAUGAAUUAAAAGAGCUCAUUGAAAGGAUGCUGGAUAAAAACCCUGAAACAAGAAUCACCGUCCCUCAAAUUAAGCUCCAUCCGUGGGUGACAGAGAACGGCUCCAAUCCUCUUCCUCUGGAGGAGGAGCACUGUACAGCGGUGGAGGUCACCGAGGAGGAGGUGCAGAACAGCGUCAAACUCAUCCCCAGCCUUUCCACUGUGAUUCUAGUGAAGUCCAUGCUGAGGAAGCGGUCUUUCGGUAAUCCCUUUGAGUGUCAGGGCAGACGGGCGGAGAGGUCCAUGUCUGCCCCUGGAGGUCUUCUUACUGGUACUUGGGGCUUAUUGGGGUCUUCGCCUCACCUUCAUCCUUCCUUGAGGUAA
Messenger RNA from Morone saxatilis (striped sea-bass), 1395 nucleotides. It is a transcript of the gene camkk1b, whose product is annotated as calcium/calmodulin-dependent protein kinase kinase 1, alpha b. The record is from RefSeq and is a predicted model, not a curated record. Gene Ontology annotation, molecular function: ATP binding; protein kinase activity. Lineage: Eukaryota; Metazoa; Chordata; Actinopteri; Moronidae. The transcript has 15 exons. Gene Ontology annotation, biological process: CAMKK-AMPK signaling cascade; activation of protein kinase activity; protein phosphorylation. The coding region runs from base 1 to 1395 and encodes 464 amino acids.